GGGAGGUAACUAAGAUGUUGAAAGUGAAACUCAGUCCCUAAUUCUGGAAAAAGAGAGAAUUGUUUUUAUGAGAGCACUGUUGUCAGUCCUCAGACAGCCAUGGACAUUCCAUUUCCAAGGCAGAUGGGCAGUAAGAACAACCAUGCCUUGAUCCUACAGCAACACCUGCAUGACCAGAUGAUGUCACAGUCAGAGUUCUGUGAUGUCACUCUGGUGGUGGAGAAUGUGGAGAUAAAAGCUCACUGGUGUGUUUUAGUAUCCUGCCCCUACUUCCAGUCUCUCUAUGACAGUGGCCUUGCAGAGAGAUUUUCAGGGACUGUCAAGUUACACAUCGGAAAGCCUUCCUCUGUCCGCUCUGCAUUAGAGUUUCUAUAUCUCGGUAAUGUUGAAAUCAGCUAUGAAAAUGUACAAGAUUUGCUGGAGGUUGCUGACUAUUUCCAGAUUACAGAGUUAAAACGAGCAUGCCAGGACUACCUCUACUCCGUGAACAUCAACACCGAUAAUUGUGUUCGAAUCUGUCUGAUGUGCAGUCUCUAUGACCUUGACUUAUACACAAGGGCAUUUGAUUUUUUACGUGGAAAUCUACCAGAGGUUAUGCAGAAAGAAGACAUUUUAUCACUUACCCAUGACUCUGUGAUGUCCCUGUUAUCUGAUCCGUCCCUAUGUUAUGUGUCUCAGGAAGACUUUUUCCAUUUCAUAGUUCGCUGGGUGCAAUCAGAACAGGAGGUUAGGCUAGUGUACUUUGAAGAACUUUUUAGUGCUCUGAAUCUUCUCAAUAUUCCAAAGAAAUUCCUUGAGGAAGUUAUAGAGAAACACAAGUUUGUAAACAGCAGCAGAAAUUGUAAAGAUAUGGUGCUCAAUGUAAAAUCAAAGUAUAGCGCAGGACUUAUUGCGGAAGAUCCCGCUACAAGAGAUGUUAUUAUCAUGGCAGGUGGUUGUGGUCACGGCCUAUACUUCAACAAUCUCUUUCAUCUAUUCCCAUUCUCAGAAAGUAUAUCUGUUAGUACUGUGUACGGGUUUAUAGUGAAUGAAGGACGUUGGAUAGAGUUAGCUCCCUUACCUGAGCAGAUGAGAAAACCAGUCAUCACAUAUGAUCCCAGAGGCUACUUGUAUGUGCACAACACCUCCCAUUCACACUAUGACUCGAUUUUCAUCAUAUUUAAAUAUAGUAUCGAGGUGAAGACGUGGACUAGCUUUCGACUCCAAGUACCAGACAGUAUUUCGAAUGUUAGUAUCCAGAACAUUAUUUCAUGCAACAGUGAUUUGUUUGCAAUUAUCUCUGGCAGUAUGCCUUCUCCAACCAAAGCACCACCUGUUGAAGAAUAUUAUACAGUUCUUAUUGAGGUCAAGGAGGACGCAGAAAGUGUUAUCAAGUGCAAUCUUUUUCCAGGGGAUAUCUCGCAUGCACAGGUCACAUCUGUCGGGAUGAACAAUCGCCAUGUCUGUGUGCUGGCAUGGAAACAUGGUGGGAAAAGCAAAAAGAGUCAUGGUCCAAAGUUCAUUAUGUAUGAUACGGUCUGCGGGAAAAGGACUGACCAUUCCAAGGGAGCAUUCUGGGAUACCUUUUUGAUUCCUGUAGGAAAUGAACUCCUUGCUUGUAGAAUGGGUAAACAUUCAGCAAAGAAGUACUCCUUUGCUGAAAAACGAUGGAAGUUAGUCAAAACUCAGAUGAUAACACAUCUACCUGAGGAUCCAAACCGUCUUGACAUCUCCUAUCACUCGGAUGGUGCCAACUUUUACGUGUUUGGUGGAAGAGACGCCUCAACAAAGAAGCUUCUCGAUUCUGCUUUCAGGUUUAAUUAUGAGACCAAGAAAUGGUCCAAGCUGGAGAAUAUGCCACAGGCACUGAUGCAGAGUGCCACUUGUCAUGUUAAGAUGCCAACAGACCAUGUACGAUGCCACAUUAGCUGUCCGCACUGUGUUUACCACACUCGUAAGAGUCAAGCAGUGUACAACGUGGAGUGCCCAUAUGAUGAAGGGGAUGAUGACACAGACUGUGAUUAUUCAUAUGAUGAUGACGAUGAUUAUGCUUCUGACCAUUGGGAAGAUUACUUUGACUAUUAUGAUCCAUACCAGGACUGGUACUGAUCCACUCCCCCGCAGUGGUACACUGAGAGGAAUUACUUUGACUGUUAUGAUCUGAACCAGGACUGGUUCUGAUCCACUUCCCCACCAGUGGUACACUGUGAGAAUAACUUUGACUGUAAUGAUCUGAACUAGGACUGGUACUGAUCACUCCCCUCCAGUGGUACACUGUGAGAAUUACUUUGACUGUAAUGAUCUGAACCAGGACCGGUACUGAUCACUCCCCCCAGUGGUACACUGAGAGAAUUACUUUGACUGUAAUGAUCUGAACCAGGACUGGUACUGAUCACUUCCCCCAGAGGUACACUGAGAGGAAUUACUUUGACUGUUAUGAUCUGAACCAGGACUGGUACUGAUCACUUCCCCUCCAGUGGUACACUGAGAGAAUUACUUUGACUGUAAUGAUCUGAACCAG
This is a messenger RNA of Ylistrum balloti, 2500 nucleotides long. RefSeq names its product kelch-like protein 11. The record is from RefSeq and is a predicted model, not a curated record. Bases 100 to 2088 code for a protein of 662 amino acids. Gene Ontology annotation, molecular function: protein binding. The transcript is spliced from 4 exons. NCBI's taxonomy places the organism in Eukaryota, Metazoa, Mollusca, Bivalvia, Pectinida, Pectinidae.